Aspergillus fumigatus Af293 is the source of this 894-nucleotide messenger RNA. RefSeq lists its product as uncharacterized. The record is from RefSeq and is a predicted model, not a curated record. Lineage: Eukaryota; Fungi; Ascomycota; Eurotiomycetes; Eurotiales; Aspergillaceae. Gene Ontology annotation, cellular component: lipid droplet.
AUGAAAAGCGAGCUCUUCGACGUCCUGGUUACUCUACCUGCGCCACAUACUAGAAACGCAGCCCAAAAAGUAUUCCCUAAAAUCUCCGUCUUGCCUAACCGAAGCGCGCAGCAUAACGCGUCUCAAGCAAUCUACCUGAAAGCCACACAGCGCGAUGCGCGACGCUACACCAUCCUGCGCAAGGGCUUACACCACAUCUCCCACGAUAACACUGCAUCUGGUGAAGAUGAGGACUCCGAUGCUGCAUCUACAUACUCAUCCAGUCCGGUCGUCGAGCCCCUGUCGUGGACACGCCUAGCCUACACAUCCUUCAUCUGGUGGGCAUCCGCAGGCGAGAAGCGUGACGGACUCACGGAAGAAGAGGAAGAAGAGCGCCAAAUUGAGCAAGACACGCGGCUCCUAGCCAGCUUGGAAGCCAUCCCCACCCCGCCCUCAGGAUCUCUUGGCCGCCAUUCCAUGCAAGCGGAGGACGCUUCGCAGCCUCCCGAAAUCGCACUGGUCUCCUACUUCCGUCGCCUGACGACCCAGCUCUUCGUUACGUUGUCGGACGUGAUUGCCCGUCAGGAUGGUAGAGACGGCGAACAGGAUGCAGACAUUGGCGCCCCGUACGAGGACGAAUCAGAGGAAGCGGAUGCCGAACCCUCCAUCUCCGUUGGCAGGGAAGUUUCGCAAGGAGACGACUCGAGACGGCCCUUACUGCCAUCUGGAGCCAAGUCUUCACCUGAGGAUGACGAGCUGGUGACUAUCACCUCCGAGGAUAUGACUGAGAUGGGCCUCGAUGUGUGGAGUGCUUCUGACCGCAUCUUUGUCGAGGAGCUGGUGCGGUCAUGGUGGGGUCGCAAAGCCUACGUUGAUACCGCACGCAUUAAGUGCUGUGGGAUUUCAAUCAUUUGA